UUUAUCCAAAAAAAUAGGUAAACAUUUAUGUGAAUUGAUCAAGUAUGAUAGAUUGUCAAUUGAUAAGGUAAACUUGUUUGACAUUUAUCAUUUACAACAAUAAAAAAUGUGUUUCUUCCGCCAAUUUGUCGUUCACAGCAAAGCCAUGAAGAGUAAUGGCAUGUAAUUAUCUGUGGUCCCUCUGAACUGGUGUUUUAUAGCUACAGUUACACAGUCAACUGUAAUGCAAUCAUACCUCUCCUCCCCCUCCCCUCACCUACUGCCAAACUUAAAAACCACAUAGACUGCAAUUCAACCAUAGAGAGCAAUGCAACACUCGCUUGUUAAGCACAGGUACAUUGUGUACAGAGUGAGCUUCAGUCAGAGCACUUGUCUAGGGGAUCAGUAAGUGGGCCAUGAGUGAGCAGACAUGUGUGGGGUUGAUCCGUGGACGGUCACAGGGUAUCGAGAACCGCUCGUCAUACCGAGAUGAAACACAGAAGGGGGGAAUCUUGCCAUUUGUGUCAACGUAUCUGAUUGAUUCCAUUUUGAGCAGAAGUGCCUCGAAGGAUCCUGAUAUCAACCAAGGAGCUGAGAUAAAGCACAAACACUCCGACCAGGACAAAGGAGACCUCCCUUCACAGGUUACCCAGGAAAGUUCAAUCGCUCCAAAGGAGACCAGCCACCACAGAAGCCAAGUCUCAUUGAAGAUGGUAGAAGAGAGCAUAACAAGAGCUCAGAGAGAGAAACCAGAAAGAGGGACAGAGGAGGGAUUGAAGUUGGAGCCACAAGUGCAGCCGAAAUCAACGUCCACAGAUGGACACAUAAGCUCAAGAAAGCAGAGGCGCUACCGUACAUCCUUCACUAACUCUCAGCUAGACCAACUGGAGAGAGCCUUCCGGAAGUCUCACUACCCUGACAUAUUUGCCAGAGAGGAACUGGCAGUGCGUCUGUCCUUGACUGAAGCUAGAAUUCAGGUGUGGUUCCAGAACCGCAGGGCCAAGUGGCGUAAGCGUGAGAGGGGCCAGCAGAGCUACCUCCCUGGUCUGGCAGUAAACACCUGCCCUCUGGGUCUGGGGCUUUGGCUGGAUGCCCCCCUGCUGCACCAUGACUCUGGGCUGGACCCCGUAUGGAGCCUGGGGGGGAUACCCAUCAGUCUUCCUCGCCCAGCCCCCCUUCACUGCACUAAGCCCCUGGAAGCCCUGGGGCUUGGGCCGUUAGCAUGGGCACCACUGUCUGAACAUCCACUAGUGCACCCUAACUUUAGCAGGUUCCUAUCUUGGAUGAACCCACCUGUUCAUCCGAUAACUGCCUUGGCCAACCAAGUGCCCCAGUCCCUCAGUCAGAUGUCCGCAGGGGAAGAGAGGUUCUCCUCAAAAACUUAUCUAGGACCUACGUGGUCACCAAGGUCUAUGUUUGAAACCACAAGGAAGUAA
This is a messenger RNA of Hypomesus transpacificus, 1415 nucleotides long. RefSeq names its product homeobox protein ARX-like. Bases 396 to 1415 code for a protein of 339 amino acids. NCBI's taxonomy places the organism in Eukaryota, Metazoa, Chordata, Actinopteri, Osmeriformes, Osmeridae. Gene Ontology annotation, molecular function: RNA polymerase II transcription regulatory region sequence-specific DNA binding; DNA-binding transcription factor activity, RNA polymerase II-specific. The record is from RefSeq and is a predicted model, not a curated record. Gene Ontology annotation, biological process: regulation of transcription by RNA polymerase II. The transcript is spliced from 5 exons.